Molecule: messenger RNA, 420 nt
Organism: Dentiscutata erythropus
Lineage: Eukaryota; Fungi; Glomeromycota; Glomeromycetes; Diversisporales; Gigasporaceae
Source: the annotation of a GenBank genome assembly
UUUACCAGAUCCGAUAAUAGCAACAAUAACGCUACUGCCAAAGAGCAACCUUCAUCAAUACAAAAUGAACCAGAAUAUAUUCGAACACCUAAGAAACCAAAGAUGAAAGUAACAACUCCGGCUUCUUCUUCUUCCUCAACCACUUCAACUAAAGGAACAACGAAUAAAGCAGCAACUACUAAAGUAAUAAAUUCUAAAAUAACAACCUCUAAAGCAACUAAUUCUAAAUCAACAUCACAAAAACGAACCAUCGUGUCUAUGAGCAGCAGAAAAAAAGCUUCGCAACCGCAAUGUCAACAUCCCAAACAUUCGAUUUAUGAGUCAAGUCCUGCCGCAUACACAUCACAUCCAAAUUAUGUCUCAGCCAAAUCUAUUUAUAAAGUUAAUGAACGCAAGAAACUAGUCAUUGAAAUGAAGGGA